Molecule: messenger RNA, 2505 nt
Organism: Gadus macrocephalus (Pacific cod)
Lineage: Eukaryota; Metazoa; Chordata; Actinopteri; Gadiformes; Gadidae
Product: phosphatidylinositol 4-kinase type 2-alpha-like
Exons: 9
Coding region: 131-1477 (448 amino acids)
Biological process (GO): endosome organization; Golgi organization; phosphatidylinositol phosphate biosynthetic process
Cellular component (GO): lysosomal membrane; plasma membrane; endosome
Molecular function (GO): 1-phosphatidylinositol 4-kinase activity
Source: RefSeq, a predicted model, not a curated record
AGUAGGUGGGGUCUGUAUGCGGAAGAUACAAGGAGUCGCGUUUGUAUGAGACUGACAUCACAGUGCUGUGUAUGCUCCCUUUAAACAAUUUGCCAAUCGGAAUAAGCAUCGUCUCCCAACCCGUUUGGGCAUGGAUGAAACAAGUCCGCUAGUUCCUUCGUUUCAAGAUUCACUGGAUACAGAUUAUUGUAGCGAAGCCAAUCCUCGUGGUGGCGGUUUUGGAGCGAUCGCCACACCGGGAUCUGUCAUUCGUGUACCUGCUGAAAUCCCGGGUCGCAGUUUUGAGCGUCAGCCUCUUCUGGACCGAAACAGGGCGAACUCCUUACGGGACCCUCACAGGAAUGAUUUCUCUGACGAUCCGGAGUUCAGGGAAAUUGUGAGGAAAGCAGAACAAGCCAUCGACGAGGGGAUCUUACCGGAGAGAAUCUACCAGGGAUCCAGCGGCAGUUACUUCGUUAAAGAUCCUCAAGGGAAGAUAAUUGGCGUCUUCAAGCCGAAGAACGAAGAGCCCUACGGCCAGUUGAACCCCAAGUGGACCAAAUGGCUCCAGAAGUUGUGUUGUCCGUGCUGCUUUGGCCGAGACUGUCUGGUCCUCAACCAGGGCUACCUUUCAGAGGCCGGUGCCAGUCUGGUGGAUCAAAAACUUGAUCUGAACGUAGUGCCCAAAACCAAGGUGGUGCACCUUGGGAGCGACACAUUCAACUACAAUGCAAUAGACCGAGUGAAGUCUCGCGGCAAGAAGCUAGCCUUGGAGAAAGUGCCCAAGGUCGGCCAGCGUUUUCACAGAAUAGGUCUGCCCCCGAAGGUGGGGUCAUUCCAGUUGUUUGUCGAAGGGUACAAAGAUGCUGAACAUUGGCUCAGACGGUUCGAAGCCGAGCCUCUGCCAGAGAACAUAAAUCGUCAGCUACAGAUCCAUUUUGAAAGGCUUGUGGUCCUGGAUUACAUCAUAAGGAAUACCGAUAGAGGAAACGAUAACUGGCUGAUAAAAUAUGACUAUCCAAUGGACAGUGGAGGCAUUCGUGAUACAGACUGGGUAGUGGUGAAGGACCCUAUAGUUAGGCUGGCUGCCAUUGACAACGGCCUGGCAUUUCCCCUGAAACAUCCCGACUCCUGGAGAGCCUACCCAUUCUACUGGGCGUGGCUCUCCCAGGCCAAGGUUCCCUUCUCCCAGGAGAUCAAGGAUCUGGUGCUUCCCAAACUCAACGAUCCAAACUUUAUCCAAGACCUCGAGGAGGACCUCUAUGAGCUUUUCAAGAAAGACCCAGGAUUUGACCGGGGUCAGUUCCAUAAGCAGAUUUCUGUGAUGCGAGGGCAGAUCCUAAACCUGAGCCAGGCGCUGAAGGAGGGCAAGACGCCCCUCCAGCUGGUGCAGAUGGCCUCUGUGACCGUAGAGACAGCAAGGAGCCCUCAGAGAUCCAGCAACCAGGCCUACACUCAUAGCUUUCAGAGCCGCAGGCCGUUCUUCACCUGGUGGUAGCAGACAGGGUACUGCAUGCUUGGAGCUGGAAACAUGGACUAUUGGUGAAAUAAGAAUAGGACAAGACAAAACUGAGAUGGAACCUAUGACGGCCGAUCAACCUCAUCACUAUCUGGUGUGUUGCAGCAAAGCAUCCAGGGAGAUUAACCUUAAAUGGGAUGUGCGCUGAACCAGAUUAAAGCUUCAUGAAUCAUAAUGACAAUGUAGUCUAUUUCAUUGAUGUUGUGUUCCUGCAUCUGAGACCUGCAUACUAUUACAACUAUCCCGGGCCAAGUGGUUGAGGGACAGUAGAUAUGUAACCAAAUAUCUGUUUGGCUUCCGCCUGCUAACCUGGCAGCAUAAUGUGUAAAUUAAUCAGUUGUUCAUGCGUUAUUUAUUUUAUUGAUUACAUGUCCAGAAUUUUCAACCUUUCAUAAAUCCUAUCUUGCCGUUGACGAUACAGGGGUGACCAGGUAUGUAAUGCACUAGACAAGAAUGGGAGACAGUUACAAUAGUCUUGACCUGUUGUAGAAAACGUCUUUGUCUCUCUCCAUUUAAUUUAUCCUACCUCUAAAUCCUGAAAGAAUGUUGCAGACUUUGUCAAAGGAGUGUGACCAUGAGGGAGGAAACAUUGGCUGAAUUUAAUUGUUCUUUGGUUGUGCAAGCGUUUUUGUGUAGCAACUGUAUGCUCCCUUCUGGGGGUCAUUCUGUCAUGACAUGUUUGAAAAUGACAGCUUUGAACAAUGAAUAACACCAUGCAUCUGCAGAUCGGUGUAAGAAAUGUACAUCUACAAAGGGGGGGAAGGGGAAACGCAAGCUAUAGAUGGGCUUGUCCCUUGAUUUGAUUUCCUUUUUUAAAUCGCAGUGCCAUGAAGUCCUCCAGAAGAACAAGAACUACCUGCAAGAACACCCUUGUAGUCAUUUAAUUUUUGUAAUUUUUGAUUUGUUUGCUUUAAAGUGUGUCCUGAAUGCAUAUUUAAAUGUAUGUAAUUUAUUUCCGACUAUGCAUUCUAACAAUUAUUAAUAUUAAAUAUUGCGUGACAAUGUGA